AUGAUCCUUUCAGCGUCCUCCUUUCAAGGUUAUCUGUCCUUCUACAGGAAAGUAUUAUCUGGUGUGCUCACCCUUUCUAGCACGUUAUUGGUGAUGCGUCCUGUCAGCGGCUUGUUGUCCGGGAAAGUGACCCUUCCAUGUUUCUUCUCAAUCAACCCCACUCUUGGACCUCGAAACAGAAAUGCCUCAGGAACAGACUACCUGCGCAUCAAAUGGACCAAAAUUGAGGGGGGUGUUGAAUCGACCGUUCUUGUCACCCAAAACGGCGUCAUUAAGAUUGGUCCAGGGUACAGGAACCAUGUAUCUGUGCAGAGUCAUCCAGAAGACAUUGGGGAUGCUUCUUUGACUAUGGUGAAGCUUAGGGCCAGUGAUGCUGGAACAUACCGCUGUGAAGUGAUGUUUGGGAUUGAAGACACACAAGACACAGUCAGUUUGAAUGUUGAGGGCGUGGUGUUUCACUACAGGUCAAAGGUCAGCCGAUACAUUAUGAACUAUGCACAAGCUGUGCAGACCUGCCGCGAUGUUGGAGCCACCAUUGCUACAGCAGAACAGCUGAGAGCUGCUCAUGAGGAUGGAUUUGAUCAGUGCGAUGCUGGUUGGAUAGCAGAUCAAACAGUGAGAUAUCCAAUCACUAGACCAAGGCCCGGCUGCUUUGGAAAUCUACCUGGAAAACCUGGUGUCAGGUCAUAUGGCAAACGCAGGCCCACAGAGACCUUCGACGUCUACUGCUAUGUGGAUAAACUCGAGGGUAAUGUUUUCUUUGCGCCCACAAUGCGUAAGAUGACCUUGGAUGAGGCCAAGGCUGAGUGUGAAAGCAUGAAUGCAGAGCUGGCCUCACCUGGUCAACUCCACGCUGCCUGGAGACAGGGCCUGGACCGCUGUGAUUACGGAUGGCUGUCUGAUGGCAGCGCUCGCCACCCUGUCUCCAUACCCAGAAGUCAGUGCGGUGGUGGUCUGCUGGGCGUCCGCACCAUGUACCGCUACCAAAACCAAACCGGCUUCCCAGAUCCCAGUAUGAGGCUAGGAGCUUACUGUUUCAAAGGUUCUAAGCUUUUAUUCAACCAUUCCUCCUGGGUGGAUGUAACAGUUCUUAGUGGUACCACUAUGGAGCCCACUACUGCAAUCUUUACCACAGGCCAGACUCUCUCCAGUCUCUCUCCUGAGGCCAGUCCAUCUCAUGCAUCACAGGCCACCUCUGAUGAUGACCUCUCUCCAACAGAGGCCCCUUCUAUGUUUUCUACAAGCAUGGCACCACCAAAGACAAGCCGCGUCCCUGACAGACUAGAAUCUGUUAUCACACCUCUUGCAGCAUCAGUCAGUGCAAAAUCUGAGGAAGGCUUUCUCACAACAAAACUUCCAGAUUUUGAUAUUAGUGAUUUUGACACUGAGAAGGCUGUUGAUCAAGCAGAAGUUCGUGGAGAUGUGAUCCGUGGAGAACUUACUACUGCAGUUCCCACAGCCAAAGAGGAACCCUUAGAGGAGACAGAGGACAAGAACAUCAUUAAAGUAAAUACCAUUCAGCCUGAUAUUUUACUCUCAGACUCUCUAAGCACGAAACCGAUGUUUGCAGUUGGCAAAACAGAGGAGUCUAUCCUGGUUGGGGUUACAAGAGACAGCAUUUUAGAAUCAGAGGCCACUGUAGUCACAGUAAACACUGAAGAAUCUGGACACAAAACGUUAUCGCCCUCUCUUAGUGAAUCCAUCACAAAAUCUCCAGCACAGAUUCUGAUGCACACAGCUGGUGAGACCAGUGCUGGUAAAGGUGAGGCUGAAUCAGAUGCUUCCACACAGUCAUCUUUUACACUGGCAACAGAGGCCACUUUUCUUGUGAGUGCUAAGUCUACUGUGUUCUCUGAGUAUGAAGAUGAGACUGGUGUUGUUAUGGUGAACCCCCCACCUCUGUCUACACAGAGAUCUACCAGCCCAGAACCUGAACCUUCAGAGACCUCCAGUGGAGUUACCAUCACUGAUUCUACAGUUACAUCAGCUGUUUUAAUGCAAAGCUCACAACCUGGAGAAUCUAUAGCAACUACAAGAACCUCCAAAUCUACACAGAAGGCAUCUCAAACAUUCACCAGCUCUUCAGAAAGCAAAACUGUUGAAAUGAUUGGCCAUGUUACAAAGUCACUGGGUUUGACAACACCCAGUUCAGCUACAGUUGCUGCAGGAGAAGCAAAAGCAACGCAUUCAUUUAUUGUCCAUGAAACAUCACAUGAAGAAGCUACAUCAGACCCUUCAGAGGCAUCCAGGGAGACACUAACAGAGGCCAUGGAGACCACCACUGAUUCUGAUCACACAUCAGUUAAACAAAGUCUGAUGCCUUUUGGAGAGCCACAUUCUCACACUCCCCAGUUGGUAGACAUCCCUGAGAUACCUGAUGAUCUUCUUUCUGUUAAUGGGGAGACUGUUGUGGCAAGUGGAGAUUUAUCUGAUACUCUAUCUGAUACCAUGACCCCAACGGUCAGCUUCAUAAAUGGCAAGUUUGAGGUGACACUUCAGCCUAAAGAUGUGGCAGAAGAAACUGGACAUUUUGACAAGACAUUAUCUGAAAGCACUGUAACAAGCACAGUGUCUACAGAGAAGACAACUGCCAAAGAUGUGCUGUCACCAUCACAUUUUACUAUAGUUUUGGCAUCUUCUGAGCCUAAAACAUCAGGAGAUGAGACCUCUGACAUGUUCAGCAAGAAUUUAACAACAAGCCCUUCAUUGUACACCACAACCAAAUCAGAACAAGAACUCAGCAAAACACCAUCUGAAACUACAGAAACAAUCUCAGUGUCCAGCUUGACAGAUGCUGAGAUCACAAAAGAUCAGAUAACUGAGACGGGAAAUGUAGACGAAACAUUAUCUGAAAGGACUGUUACAAUGAUCUCAGAGAAGACAACUGCCAAAGAUGUGCUGUCACCAUCACAUUUAACAAUAGUUUUGGCAUCUUCUGAGCCUGAAGCUUCAGGAGAUGAGACCUCUGACAUGUUCAGCAAGAUGUUCACAACAAGCCCUUCAUUGUACAAGACAACCAAAUCAGAUCUAGAAGACACCAAUCCCACACUGACAAUUUCAGUGUCCAGCUUAACAGAUGCUGAGACUACAACAGAAGAAAAUGAUCACUUGUCUUUAAGAACCAGCAGUGCCACAAUGACUUCAGAGAACACAACUGACCAAGAUAUGCAGUCAUCAAUCUCCUCACUGGACACCACAAGCAAAUCAGACCAAGAACUCAUCAAAAUAUCAUUUGAAACAACAGAAACAUUCUCAGUGUCCAGCUGGACAGAUGCUGAACCUACAAGAGAUCAGACAACUGAGACACAUAGUAGAGAACCUUUUUCUUUUCCUGACUCUACUGUAACUAGUGCUGUACAUACAUUUUCAUCACUGAGCACUGGGGACUCAACAGGAGAAACCGUUACAAGUAAAGAUGUUUCAUCUCAUACAGAAGCAACUACUACUACUCUGAUGGAGGACAAAUAUCUCUCAGCAAAACAAUCUGAAACCUCCAUUAUUAAUAUUUCAGAAACUUUGCUCUCCUCUGCUCAAACUGGACAUUUAGACGAAACAUUAUCUGAAAGCACUGUUACCAUGAUCUUGAAAAAGACAACUGCCAAAGAUGGGCUGUCGCCUUCAAGUUUUUCCUCAAGUUUUACAUCAAUGGUGUCUGAAGCUUCAGGAGAUGACACAUCUGAUUUGUUUAGCAAAGAGUUCACAACAACACCUUCUUCACUUUAUACUCCAACCAAAUCAGACAAUAAACUUACCAAAACACCAUCUGACACAACGGAAACAAUCUCAGUUUCUAGAUCAACAGAUGGUGAAGCUAUAAGAGAUCAGUCAACUGAGACACAUAGUAGAGAACCUGUUUCCUUUGUAGACUCUACUGCAACUACUGCUGUGCAUACAUUUUCUUCACUGAGCACUGGGGACUCAACAGGAGAAACCGUUGCAAGUAAAGAUGUUACAUCUCAUACAGAAGCUAACACAUCUACUCUGACGGAGGACAAAUAUCUCUCAGCAAAACCAUCUGAAUCCACCAUCAUUGAUGUUUCAGAGACUCUGUUCUCCUCUUCUCAGAUGGGAGAUGUAGAUGAAACAUUAUCUGAAAGCACUGUUACAAUGAUCUCAGAGAAGACAACUGCCAAAGAUGGGCUGUCACCUUCAAGUUUUUCUUCAAGCUUGACAUCCAUGGUGUCUGAAGCUUCAGGAGAUGACACCUCUGAUUUGUUUAGCAAAGAGUUCACAACAACAACUUCUUCAUUUUAUACUCCAACUAAAUCAGACUAUGAACUUACCAAAACACCAUCUGACACAACGGAAACAAUCUCAGUUUCUAGAUCAACAGAUGCUGAAGCUAUAAGAGAUCAGUCAACUGAGACACAUAGUAGAGAACCUGUUUCCUUUGUAGACUCUACUGUAACUACUGCUGUACAUACAUUUUCAUCACUGAGCACUGGGGACUCAACAGGAGAAACUGUUACAAGUAAAGAUGUUACAUCUCAUACAGAACAAACCCCAUCUACUCUGACAGAGGACAAAUAUCUCUCAGCAAAACCAUCUGAAUCCACCAUCAUUGAUGUUUCAGAGACUCUGUUCUCCACAUCCCAGACUGGACAUUUAGAAGAAAAUUUAUCUGAAAGCUCUGUUACAAUGAUCUCGGAGAAGACAACUGCCAAAGAUGGGCUGUCGCCUUUAAGUUUUUCCUCAAGUUUUACAUCAAUGGUGUCUGAAGCUUCAGGAGAUGACACCUCUGAUUUGUUUAGCAAAGAGUUCACAACAACACGCUCUUCACUUUAUACUCCAACCAAAUCAGACAAUGAACUUACCAAAACACCAUCUGACACAACGGAAACAAUCUCAGUUUCUGGAUCAACAGAUGGUGAAGCUACAAGAGAUCAGUCAACUGAGACACAUAGUAGAGAACCUGUUUCCUUUUCAGACUCUACUGUAACUAGUGCUGUACAUACAUUUUCUUCACUGAGCACUGGGGAGUCAACAGUACAAACCGUUACAAGUAAAGAUGUUACAUCUCAUACAGAAGCAACCACAUCUACUCUGACAGAGGACAAAUAUCUCUCAGCAAAACCAUCUGAAUCCACCAUCACUGAUUUUUCAGACACUCUGUUCUCCUCUUCUCAGACGGGAGAUGUAGACGAAACAUUAUCUGAAAGCACUGUUACAAUGAUCUCAGAGAAGACAACUGCCAAAGAUGGGCUGUCGCCUUCAAGUUUUUCUUCAAGCUUGACAUCCAUGGUGUCUGAAGCUUCAGGAGAUGACACCUCUGAUUUGUUUAGCAAAGAGUUCACAACAACACGUUCUUCACUUUAUACUCCAACCAAAUCAGACUAUGAACUUACCCAAACAUCAUCUGACACAACGGAAACAAUCUCAGUUUCUAGAUCAACAGAUGCUGAAGCUAUAAGAGAUCAGUCAACUGAGACACAUAGUAGAGAACCUGUUUCCUUUUCAGACUCUACUGUAACUACUGCUGUACAUACAUUUUCAUCACUGAGCACUGGGGACUCAACAGGAGAAACCGUUACAAGUAAAGAUGUUACAGCUCAUACAGAACCAACUCCAUCUACUCUGACAGAGGACAAAUAUCUCUCAGCAAAACAAUCUGAAUCCACCAUCAUUGAUGUUUCAGAGACUCUGUUCUCCUCUUCUCAGACGGGAGAUGUAGACGAAACAUUAUCUGAAAGCACUGUUACAAUGAUCUCAGAGAAGACAACUGCCAAAGAUGGGCUGUCACCUUCAAGUUUUUCUUCAAGCUUGACAUCCAUGGUGUCUGAAGCUUCAGGAGAUGACACCUCUGAUUUGUUUAGCAAAGAGUUCACAACAACAACUUCUUCAUUUUAUACUCCAACUAAAUCAGACUAUGAACUUACCAAAACACCAUCUGACACAACGGAAACAAUCUCAGUUUCUAGAUCAACAGAUGCUGAAGCUAUAAGAGAUCAGUCAACUGAGACACAUAGUAGAGAACCUGUUUCCUUUGUAGACUCUACUGCAACUACUGCUGUACAUACAUUUUCAUCACUGAGCACUGGGGUCUCAACAGGAGAAACCGUUACAAGUAAAGAUGUUACAGCUCAUACAGAAGCAACCACAUCUACUCUGAGAGAGGACAAAUAUCUCUCAGCUAAACCAUCUGAAUCCACCAUCAUUGAUGCUUCAGAGACUCUGUUCUCCACAUCCCAGACUGGACAUUUAGAAGAAAAUUUAUCUGAAAGCUCUGUUACAAUGAUCUCGGAGAAGACAACUGCCAAAGAUGGGCUGUCGCCUUUAAGUUUAUCCUUAAGUUUUACAUCAAUGGUGUCUGAAGCUUCAGGAGAUGACACCUCUGAUAUGUUUAGCAAAGAGUUCACAACAACACGCUCUUCACUUUAUACUCCAACCGAAUCAGACAAUGAACUUACCAAAACACCAUCUGACACAACGGAAACAAUCUCAGUUUCUAGAUCAACAGAUGGUGAAGCUAUAAGAGAACAGUCUACUGAGACACAUAGUAGAGAACCUGUUUCUUUUCUUCACUCUACUGUAACUAGUGCUGUACAUACAUUUUCAUCACUGAGCACUGGGGACUCAACAGGAGAAACUGUUACUAGUAAAGGUGUUACAUCUCAUACAGAAGCAACCACAUCUACUCUGACAGAGGACAAAUAUCUCUCAGCAAAACCAUCUGAAUCCACCACCAUUGAUGUUUCACAGACUCUGUUCUCCUCUUCUCAGACGGGAGAUGUAGACGAAACAUUAUCUGAAAGCACUGUUACAAUGAUCUCAGAGAAGACAACUGCCAAAGAUGGGCUGUCGCCUUCAAGUUUUUCUUCAAGCUUGACAUCCAUGUUGUCUGAAGCUUCAGGAGAUGACACCUCUGAUUUGUUUAGCAAAGAGUUCACAACAACAACUUCUUCAUUUUAUACUCCAACUAAAUCAGACUAUGAACUUACCCAAACAUCAUCUGACACACCAGAAACAAUCUCAGUUUCUAGAUCAACAGAUGCUGAAGCUAUAAGAGAUCAGACAACUGAGACACAUAGUAGAGAACCUGUUUCCUUUUCAGACUCUACUGUAACUACUGCUGUACAUACAUUUUCAUCACUGAGCACUGGGGACUCAACAGGAGAAACUGUUACAAGUAAAGAUGUUACAUCUCAUACAGAAAAAACCCCAUCUACUCUGACAGAGGACAAAUAUCUCUCAGCAAAACCAUCUGAAUCCACCAUCAUUGAUGUUUCAGAGACUCUGUUCUCCACAUCCCAGACUGGACAUUUAGAAGAAAAUUUAUCUGAAAGCUCUGUUACAAUGAUCUCGGAGAAGACAACUGCCAAAGAUGGGCUGUCGCCUUUAAGUUUUUCCUCAAGUUUUACAUCAAUGGUGUCUGAAGCUUCAGGAGAUGACACCUCUGAUUUGUUUAGCAAAGAGUUCACAACAACACGUUCUUCACUUUAUACUCCAACCAAAUCAGACAAUGAACUUACCAAAACACCAUCUGACACAACGGAAACAAUCUCAGUUUCUGGAUCAACAGAUGCUGAAGCUACAAGAGAUCAGUCAACUGAGACACAUAGUAGAGAACCUGUUUCCUUUUCAGACUCUACUGUAACUAGUGCUGUACAUACAUUUUCUUCACUGAGCACUGGGGAGUCAACAGUACAAACCGUUACAAGUAAAGAUGUUACAUCUCAUACAGAAGCAACCACAUCUACUCUGACAGAGGACAAAUAUCUCUCAGCAAAACCAUCUGAAUCCACCAUCACUGAUUUUUCAGACACUCUGUUCUCCUCUUCUCAGACGGGAGAUGUAGACGAAACAUUAUCUGAAAGCACUGUUACAAUGAUCUCAGAGAAGACAACUGCCAAAGAUGGGCUGUCGCCUUCAAGUUUUUCUUCAAGCUUGACAUCCAUGGUGUCUGAAGCUUCAGGAGAUGACACCUCUGAUUUGUUUAGCAAAGAGUUCACAACAACACGUUCUUCACUUUAUACUCCAACCAAAUCAGACUAUGAACUUACCCAAACAUCAUCUGACACAACGGAAACAAUCUCAGUUUCUAGAUCAACAGAUGCUGAAGCUAUAAGAGAUCAGUCAACUGAGACACAUAGUAGAGAACCUGUUUCCUUUUCAGACUCUACUGUAACUACUGCUGUACAUACAUUUUCAUCACUGAGCACUGGGGACUCAACAGGAGAAACCGUUACAAGUAAAGAUGUUACAGCUCAUACAGAACCAACUCCAUCUACUCUGACAGAGGACAAAUAUCUCUCAGCAAAACAAUCUGAAUCCACCAUCAUUGAUGUUUCAGAGACUCUGUUCUCCUCUUCUCAGACGGGAGAUGUAGACGAAACAUUAUCUGAAAGCACUGUUACAAUGAUCUCAGAGAAGACAACUGCCAAAGAUGGGCUGUCACCUUCAAGUUUUUCUUCAAGCUUGACAUCCAUGGUGUCUGAAGCUUCAGGAGAUGACACCUCUGAUUUGUUUAGCAAAGAGUUCACAACAACAACUUCUUCAUUUUAUACUCCAACUAAAUCAGACUAUGAACUUACCAAAACACCAUCUGACACAACGGAAACAAUCUCAGUUUCUAGAUCAACAGAUGCUGAAGCUAUAAGAGAUCAGUCAACUGAGACACAUAGUAGAGAACCUGUUUCCUUUGUAGACUCUACUGCAACUACUGCUGUACAUACAUUUUCAUCACUGAGCACUGGGGUCUCAACAGGAGAAACCGUUACAAGUAAAGAUGUUACAGCUCAUACAGAAGCAACCACAUCUACUCUGAGAGAGGACAAAUAUCUCUCAGCUAAACCAUCUGAAUCCACCAUCAUUGAUGCUUCAGAGACUCUGUUCUCCACAUCCCAGACUGGACAUUUAGAAGAAAAUUUAUCUGAAAGCUCUGUUACAAUGAUCUCGGAGAAGACAACUGCCAAAGAUGGGCUGUCGCCUUUAAGUUUAUCCUUAAGUUUUACAUCAAUGGUGUCUGAAGCUUCAGGAGAUGACACCUCUGAUAUGUUUAGCAAAGAGUUCACAACAACACGCUCUUCACUUUAUACUCCAACCGAAUCAGACAAUGAACUUACCAAAACACCAUCUGACACAACGGAAACAAUCUCAGUUUCUAGAUCAACAGAUGGUGAAGCUAUAAGAGAACAGUCUACUGAGACACAUAGUAGAGAACCUGUUUCUUUUCUUCACUCUACUGUAACUAGUGCUGUACAUACAUUUUCAUCACUGAGCACUGGGGACUCAACAGGAGAAACUGUUACUAGUAAAGGUGUUACAUCUCAUACAGAAGCAACCACAUCUACUCUGACAGAGGACAAAUAUCUCUCAGCAAAACCAUCUGAAUCCACCACCAUUGAUGUUUCACAGACUCUGUUCUCCUCUUCUCAGACGGGAGAUGUAGACGAAACAUUAUCUGAAAGCACUGUUACAAUGAUCUCAGAGAAGACAACUGCCAAAGAUGGGCUGUCGCCUUCAAGUUUUUCUUCAAGCUUGACAUCCAUGUUGUCUGAAGCUUCAGGAGAUGACACCUCUGAUUUGUUUAGCAAAGAGUUCACAACAACAACUUCUUCAUUUUAUACUCCAACUAAAUCAGACUAUGAACUUACCCAAACAUCAUCUGACACACCAGAAACAAUCUCAGUUUCUAGAUCAACAGAUGCUGAAGCUAUAAGAGAUCAGACAACUGAGACACAUAGUAGAGAACCUGUUUCCUUUUCAGACUCUACUGUAACUACUGCUGUACAUACAUUUUCAUCACUGAGCACUGGGGACUCAACAGGAGAAACCGUUACAAGUAAAGAUGUUACAUCUCAUACAGAAAAAACCCCAUCUACUCUGACAGAGGACAAAUAUCUCUCAGCAAAACCAUCUGAAUCCACCAUCAUUGAUGUUUCAGAGACUCUGUUCUCCACAUCCCAGACUGGACAUUUAGAAGAAAAUUUAUCUGAAAGCUCUGUUACCAUGAUCUUGGAAAAGACAACUGCCAAAGAUGGGCUGUCGCCUUUAAGUUUUUCCUCAAGUUUUACAUCAAUGGUGUCUGAAGCUUCAGGAGAUGACACCUCUGAUUUGUUUAGCAAAGAGUUCACAACAACACGUUCUUCACUUUAUACUCCAACCAAAUCAGACAAUGAACUUACCAAAACACCAUCUGACACAACGGAAACAAUCUCAGUUUCUGGAUCAACAGAUGCUGAAGCUACAAGAGAUCAGUCAACUGAGACACAUAGUAGAGAACCUGUUUCCUUUUCAGACUCUACUGUAACUAGUGCUGUACAUACAUUUUCUUCACUGAGCACUGGGGAGUCAACAGUACAAACCGUUACAAGUAAAGAUGUUACAUCUCAUACAGAAGCAACCACAUCUACUCUGACAGAGGACAAAUAUCUCUCAGCAAAACCAUCUGAAUCCACCAUCACUGAUUUUUCAGACACUCUGUUCUCCUCUUCUCAGACGGGAGAUGUAGACGAAACAUUAUCUGAAAGCACUGUUACAAUGAUCUCAGAGAAGACAACUGCCAAAGAUGGGCUGUCGCCUUCAAGUUUUUCUUCAAGCUUGACAUCCAUGGUGUCUGAAGCUUCAGGAGAUGACACCUCUGAUUUGUUUAGCAAAGAGUUCACAACAACACGUUCUUCACUUUAUACUCCAACCAAAUCAGACUAUGAACUUACCCAAACAUCAUCUGACACAACGGAAACAAUCUCAGUUUCUAGAUCAACAGAUGCUGAAGCUAUAAGAGAUCAGUCAACUGAGACACAUAGUAGAGAACCUGUUUCCUUUUCAGACUCUACUGUAACUACUGCUGUACAUACAUUUUCAUCACUGAGCACUGGGGACUCAACAGGAGAAACCGUUACAAGUAAAGAUGUUACAGCUCAUACAGAACCAACUCCAUCUACUCUGACAGAGGACAAAUAUCUCUCAGCAAAACAAUCUGAAUCCACCAUCAUUGAUGUUUCAGAGACUCUGUUCUCCUCUUCUCAGACGGGAGAUGUAGACGAAACAUUAUCUGAAAGCACUGUUACAAUGAUCUCAGAGAAGACAACUGCCAAAGAUGUGCUGUCACCUUCAAGUUUUUCUUCAAGCUUGACAUCCACGGUGUCUGAAGCUUCAGGAGAUGACACCUCUGAUUUGUUUAGCAAAGAGUUCAGAACAACAACUUCUUCACUUUAUACUCCAACUAAAUCAGACUAUGAACUUACCAAAACACCAUCUGACACAACAGAAACAAUCUCAGUUUCUAGAUCAACUGAUGCCGAAGCUAUAAGAGAUCAGUCAACUGAGACACAUAGUAGAGAACCUGUUUCUUUUGUAGACUCUACUGCAACUACUGCUGUACACACAUUUUCAUCACUGAGCACUGGGGACUCAACAGGAGAAACUGUUACUAGUAAAGAUGUUACAUCUCAUACAGAAGCAACCACAUCUACUCUGACAGAGGACAAAUAUCUCUCAGCAAAACCAUCUGAAUCCACCAUCAUUGAUGUUUCAGAGACUCUGUUCUCCUCUUCUCAGAUGGGAAAUGUAGACGAAACAUUAUCUGAAAGCACUGUUACAAUGAUCUCAGAGAAAACAACUGCCAAAGAUGGGCUGUCGCCUUCAAGUUUUUCUUCAAGCUUGACAUCCAUGGUGUCUGAAGCUUCAGGAGAUGACACCUCUGAUUUGUUUAGCAAAGAGUUCACAACAACUAGUUCUUCACUUUAUUCUGCAACCAAGUCAGACUUUGAAUUGACCAAGACAUCAUCUGAUAUGACAGAAACAAUCUCAGUGUCCAUUUCCACAGAUGCUGAAGUUACAAGAGAUCAGGGGAAAACAUCCAAAGAUUUUGUAUCACUGUUAAGUUUUACUUCAGUUUUGUCAUCUUUAGGGUAUGAUGGUUCAGUAGCUGAGCCCUCUUAUAUGUUUAAGAAAGUGUUCACAACAAGUUCUUCACUUCAUAUUACAACCAAAUCAGAUGAUGAGAUUACAAGUACUACAGCACAAAAUAUUAAAGCUUCUGUGAAAAUGCAAACAGAACAAACUACCACACAGACCCUUUCUACAGUACCUGCUAUAGACUUGACCAGUGCAAGCUCAGUGUGGAACUCAACUGAUGCAGAUAUUAAGCCAACAGAGAGACAUCCAACAGAAUCUGUUUCUUCUUUUAUCUCUGAUUUGUCAGAAGUAACAGUCCAGCAAGAGGUUUCCAGUGAUGAAGACAGAAUUACACUGACAACUAAAUCAUAUGAUAAUUAUAUUGUAGCCACUGAUGAGGCAGAAAUUCAUGAGACUGACCAAACAUCAGAGCCAAUGAGACCUGCAAGUUUUUUACAUUCCACUUCAACAACUGAAUUGUUUUCAAGCACAGUGCAAACAGUGGAUACAGACUCAUCUUCUGAACAAGGUAGUGGAGACAUUUUAGAAAAUGAAGUGGCUGAAAAUGAUGGCGCUGACGAAAUAUCCUCUGAUGUUGUAGAAUCAAUACCACACCAUGUUGCACCACCAGAGGACAAGACAACUGCUGUUGGUGUUGAAUCAACUCCUUUUUCUGUAGUGCAACCUUCAGAAAAUGUGACAGCAACAAUAGAUGUUACAGCAACUGUGAUUGGAAAAGCUAUACCAAGCUCAUUAUUUACUCUCACAGAGGUAGAAGGUAGAUCAAGUUACACAACAAUAGAGCCUGUUAGUUCAAGACUCACCUCAGUGUCUUCUAGACCUUCUUAUACUAAUACUGAAUCACAGUCGACUAAACACACCACAAAAUCAAUUAUUAGUCCUACUGCAAUUGGAUCAGGUAAACCUGGUCUUAUUUCAGUGGCAACAGCUGAAUUUGACCACACUGCACCUUCAGCAACAGUCACCGCUAGUUAUGAAGCAACAUCAGCUCUUCUCAGGACAAAAACACUGUUAACAUCUACUAGCAAAUUCCAAAGCAAGCACACAACAAUUUCAUCUGAUGCAGAGGAUGACACAACAGAUGAUGUAGGAUCAGGGGUGUCCCCUGUCAUGCAUGUUUCAUCAGCGGCCAUCAAAACUCAGACUGGUUCUCCUACAGUUCAUAUAACUAGCAUUGGCUCCACAGAAGUAGACAGGGACAUCACUAUAACACAAAAUGCAAUCCCUAUCAUAUCUGCAUCUGUCGAGAGAGAAGGCUCUGGUAUUGAAGAAGAUGACCAAGAAACUACUCAACUCGAUAGUUCUGGCGAAGAGGACAGAGUAAGUCCAACAGAGGAAAUGCAUGACAAUUAUACCAUGCCCACUGAUGACAUGGAAAUCAGUGAGGCUAACCGCACAUCAGAGCAAUUGAGCUUUGUAAGUCCCUCCCAUUCUACGUCCUUCACAACUAAAUCAACAUUGUCUACCACGGUCCACACAGCAGUGAGAUUUGUAUCUACUGAAGGUAGUGAAACAACAGCUGAAAGUGAAGUGGAUGAAGGAGAUGGCUCUGGUGGUGAAAUAUCACCAGAAACUCUUGGGUCAAUUCGCCCUGAAGCUGCAACACAUGCUGCAGAACUGACAUCUGAUGCUUUAUUAGAUUCAGCUACACAAAAGAGUACCUUACAGCCAAGCACUCAAGAAACUGACUUAACAACCAGUGAGGAUGACAAGGAAUUUACCUCGCCAGGAGAUCCUUCUGAUGAAAUAUCUAAAACGUUAACAACUAAGGCAUAUGAGGACUUAUCUGUAAGAACUGAUGAGGCAGAAAUUGAUGAGACUGAGGGGGAAACAGGUUUCUCGAGUGCUGCAUCUGUCACUGGCAGUACAGAUUUCAUACAUCAGUCAACUUUAUCACCAUCUCCCUCAUUCCUGAGCUCCACCCAGUCAACUGUUACGUUUACAACUACACUUUCAGAAGAUGGAAGUGGGGAAGACUCAACUGAGGGGGAUGGAGCAGAAGAUGAUGGAUCAGGUGAUGAUACAACUCCUGUGACAUCUUCACCUUUGCUGUCAAGCUCAAAGAUGACAGAAACAACCAUUAUCAUGACACCCUUUAGUUCAGAGAAAAGUGAACAGUACAGUACAGUCAGAGUUGUUUCACAGGGACACACAACAAAAGAGACGCAGAGUGUGUUUUUAAGCACAAAUGCUGAAGGUUUUGCUGUGAUGUCAGUGACAGCACCAACAGAGCAGGAACAUUCUGCUGUUUCUGUCUCAGAUUUAGCAGCCACUAGCUUUACAGCUCCUGGAACCCAAUCUGGUAUGAUAAACAACCAAACUAAGUUGCCUUCUUUCGUGACACGUCAAGAUCCCGUAUCCACUGCUACUCCAUUGGUCAUCUCUAAAGACAGUGCUGAUCAGCAAGUCACUCCAACAAGCCCAGUCUUAAUAUUCACAGAGGAGGAGGAAGAUGAAGAUAAGCUGUUUACAACUGUAACAGAAAGUAUGAGAGAUCGUAGCAUUGAACCAGAAGUUUUCAGUAAGGAUGAUAUGAUUAUUGAUGCAGAUACUCUGUCUGUUUUAGAGCAGUCUUCUCCCUUCGCCCCUACAAUUGUUACAGAAGAAGCAGCUGGGGUAACCCCAAUUGUCAUGACGGCACAACCCUUAAGCUUUAUGACAGAGGAACCAGAGGGAUCUGGAAUGGAUGGCACUGAGUUACCUCAGUUACAUGUAUCAUUUGAAACCACAACAGACAGGUUAAUAGUUCAACAAACCCAAUCAACCCCAAACAUCCUGCAGAGUAUUUCAACAUAUUUAGAAGAGGAAACACAAGCAACUCAAUCUCCUGAGGCUAAUGAAACUGAUGUACUUGAACACACACAAGAUGGAAAAACCUCCACAGAACCCACAGAAUUUACAAUGGAGACACUGACUGAUGUCUUCUCAGGAGACACUUUGUCUACCGAUGAUUCUAUUCUGGAAACUGCUUUAACCCCCAUGCCAUCUCAAGUGUCCACAGACAGAGUCAAAGAAAUGGUCUCAACUGAAGAGGACCCAUUUGAAGAUGUAUCAACACAAGCUUCCAAGACUAAAAACAAAACAAUGCCACCAACAGCCCUAAAGAGAAAGACAACACCUCUGCCUCUACAUACAAUAUCUUCUGAGGUGGAAGCUUCAAGUGAAUUAUCUGACCAAUAUGAAUCAACUCAAACAACUAUGUCCAGUCACCUUUUAACAUCCAUUGAUUUUACAAGUAGUUCUCUUUAUGCUGAUUCUGUUUCACCUGAAGAGGAAAUUAACUUUACUGGAGAUUAUGUAACAUCUGCCUCAUCAAGUUCUGGAGAAAGUGCUUCUUCACAACAUCUAGAUGAGAUCACAGACACUGAACAACCAGUUUCUCCAGAAUCAGAUUUAGCAAGCACUGCAUCUUUCCAUACUGCAUCAAGUGAUAGCAUGACUGAAACUGCCAAAACCACUACAAGUACAUACAGCAAAACAGCAGCAACAGAUGAAAAUGACUUAACAGCGGACACAGAGGAAACAGUAUUCAUGACAAGUGCUGAUGACAUUGAAAUAAGUACUGCCUCUAUUGAUAAGGCAAUUCAGGGAAGUGAUUUAACAAGCACAGAUACAUCAUCUAGAUCUGGUAUUUCAGAGGAAACUGCAAGUGCAUUAUUUUCUUCAACAGAUUAUGGCUCAGGGGACCAAACAAUUAAAACAGUUACAGUAUUGUAUGAUACAACAAACUCACCUUUAAUAACUGAAGAUGAUUCAGUGACAUCAUCUAUGGAGAGUGAUAUUGUGAUACACUUUGCAACAACCCCUUUGCACGAAGCAAUUGCAGUAACUGAUGGGGAACUAUAUCACCAAGCUUUGUCUGAGAUGACAGUGACACAUAAGCCCAAUGCAGACAUAAGGAUUGAUGAAGACGUGCCAUUCCCAUCAACAACCAUUUCCACACCUCUUAUAGCUGCGUCAAAGUUUAAUAUGACUACAGACAUAGUAACAUUAGUGGGAUCUCCUUCAUCUACACCCAUACCAGGGCUGAAUGACAAAACGGGAGCUCCACUUUUCUCUGAGGAAGAGACAGAUAACAUAAUAGAUUAUGAUACAAAAACUGAACCUUACAACGUAUAUUCCACACCAGAUUUCAUGAACAAAACAGACAUCGACAAUGAGAGAGGCGUAAACAUUAGCUCAGAAGACGCGACAAGCAUUGAUGACAUCACUUAUCCUGAAGGUGAGAAGAGCUUCUCUACCCCAUCACCUGAUACUGAGACAAGCUUUGAGAGCGCCUCACAGUCUUAUGUUGAGACUGGUUUUGAGACCACCUCACUGCAUGAUGUUGAAACUAGCUUUGAGACCACCCUAGAAACAAAAAAUUACACUGAUAUUGAGAGCUCCUUAAAAUCUGAGGAGGACAGUGCUGACGGAAACACACAAGCAGAAGUUCUUAAUACUGAGACCACCUCACAGCUUGACACUGAAACAAGCUUUGAGACAACCGUGCAACCAGACAUUGAGGGUGAAACUACUUUUGAGAGUGCCUCAAGAACUGAGAGUGAUGCUUUAGUCACCAUGUCACCAAACAGUGGAGCAAGUAGUUCAGAGAAAAGCACCUCUAGAGAGGUAAACACUAUAUUAUCUGAUAAGCAUCACACCACAACAAGACUUUCUGAUGUCACAGAUAAACCAAGUUCCACUGCUACAAGUGAAGAAACAUUUUUGGAAGAAAGAGCUGAGCAUACUACCCGAUUCAAACAAAAUGACACAGGAUUUAGGACCACCACACAACCUCAAUAUGAUGGUUCUGUAACUUCCAGUAUUUUGAAGAGCUACUCAGAGAAGGAUUCAGUUAUCAUCCCAUCAUCUGAUGAGGUUCAGGCAGUAUUUUUGUCUACUGCAACAGCCUCAACUUUUCUUCUGACACCUGAGUCUGAUAUAAAGAUUGUCAGUAAGGAAACUACCUCAAGGAAACAAGAAGCAGCUGUUCAAACUGAGGAAGCUGUAACUUUCUCAACUGAGAUUCCAAUUCAAGAAGAAGCUCAGAUGACAUCAUCAGUACCUACAGCCCAAAGUGAGACUGCAACACCAUCUUCUUCCCAUGAAGAUGUUUCUGAGGCCACUUUAGUUAAAAGCACACCUACAAGUGCACAGAAUGAAAGCACAACACGCAGCACAGCAGACCUUCCAUACACAAUGAUCGGGCAGACAUUUGAUAUUCCAGAUGUUCAUUCCUGUUCUGAUGAUGUUUGCUUGAAUGGAGGCACUUGUGUAAAAAUAGUCGGUGCUCAGAUCUGCAGCUGUCCACCUGGAUACAGUGGUGACCAGUGUGAAAUAGACAUAGAUGAAUGUCACACAAACCCUUGUCGUAAUGGAGGAACAUGUAUUGAUGGCCUGAACUCAUUCACAUGUGUAUGUCUUCCGAGUUAUGCAGGAGCACUGUGUGAGCAAGACACUGAAACAUGCAGCUAUGGCUGGCACAAGUUCCAAGGCCACUGCUACAAAUUCUUUCCUCAUCGGCGUAACUGGGACACAGCAGAGCGUGAAUGUCGCCUCCAGGGGGCACACCUGUCUAGUGUCCUGUCCCAUGAGGAGCAGCAGUACAUCAACCGCCUCGGUCAUGACUAUCAGUGGAUCGGUCUGAAUGAUAAGAUGUUUGAGAAUGAUUUUCGGUGGACGGAUGGUAGUGUUGUGCAAUAUGAAAACUGGAGACCAAGCCAGCCGGACAGUUUCUUUUCCUCAGGAGAGGAUUGUGUGGUAAUGAUCUGGCACGAGGACGGCCAGUGGAAUGAUGUUCCCUGCAACUACCACCUCACCUUCACCUGCAAGAAAGGCACAGUGUCCUGCAGUCAGCCUCCUCUUGUCCUCAACGCCCGCACAUUUGGCCUGCUGCGCCCACGCUAUGAGAUCAACUCACUGAUCAGGUACCAGUGCAUGGAUGGCUUCAUCCAGAGGCAUGUUCCCACCAUUCGCUGCAGAGGAGACGGCACAUGGGAUUUGCCAAGUAUAUCCUGCAUGAGUCCCUCCAACUUCCAAAGGUCAUAUUCAAGGUAUCAGACAUACAGAGUUUUUCGCAGUCAUCGGAAGAGAUCAGCAGAACAUUCUGUUGAUAUUCCCCGACGACACCAUCCCCAUGGUGUAAAACACAAUCGGACACAACAACGAUUGCAAUGGUAACACAACCUAACGCAAGGGCCCUCUUAAUAAUUUUUGAUAGCAUGAAACAGAUCUGUCUGCUGGCUGAGAACAAAGAUUAUAAAAGAAUAGAUUAUGAAAAGGACCAGAAAAAGGGUCACUGGAUUGAAACAGUGGCUUUUUAUCUUUUAACAGAGAAGGUUUUUAAGAACUGCAUAAAGGUCACAUAUUCAGCUGGCCUCUGAAAACGAAACGAUUAUCUGACCUGACCUCCAUCUGUCCCGCUUCUUUUUGGGAAUACACAGUGCCUUCAUAAAUUAUAACUCUCAAUCCAGAUGUAUGUGAGCUAUAAAAGUGCAACUAGCAUGAAUAUUAUAGUUCAUGGUAUUUUAGCCUAUAAUCACAAUGGCAUUUUGAUACACACUUUGUAUUUAGUUUUCUUCAAGUUUACGAGAACCACAGGUGUAUGCAGGCAUCCUGCUGCUUACUGAACAAAUGAGAACUCAUGCAUAUGAAUGUGAAAGAAAAUAUAUUUAUAUAGGGAGACUGAGCAAUGGCUCACAUGGAGUCAGUGUUUAUGUGGUAUAAAAAGGCCAAUUAUAUCCUUAAAAAACUGCAUCCAAUGCAGUGAAUGGUUUUAAUAUCUUAAAGUCAGCACAAUAUUGUUUAAUGCUUUCAAUGCUUUGACUUUAAGCUAUUCAUGUCGAUUUUUAGGUUAUUUAUAAUCCUCUGUUUGAUGUCUCUUUUUUUCAAGUGUUUACAAGGCACAUCUCGAUUCACAUGCAUUAAAUUCAGCCGCCAUUCAUAUCUAUGAACCAAAGAAUCUUACUGUAUUUACUUAACAUCAUUUUCAUCAGCUUUCGUUUUUUUUUUUUUUUUCUCAGACAGUUUAAAACGACUUUAAAGAGAAUGUACUUUGUGAGAUGCUUAAAAGACUUGAAUGAAUGCCUUUUUAACAAGAUGCCUAUAAUUUAUUUCUCGAGCUGCUCCUUUUUCAUUGUUGUAGUAAAAUACAACACACUGAGGAUUUCACUUGGCCAAACUGCACAUUGACAGUGUGUUAAUAGAAUAAUAGACGACAUUUGGAACUCACAGAAUUUAGAUAGAUUUUAUUGUGACAUUUGGGGUAUAUCAAUGGACCAAACGAAGAGGAUUCAUAGUAACAGCAAUUUUUGUUGAACUGGUCAUCCAUUUGUUUUUCCCAAGCAUUUGUUUUUCUCUUUAUGAUCUUUUCUAAUAUGUGUUUACUUGUAUGUUUUUAAUUUUGUGUCCAACCCCCCACCCCCGAAAGUGCACAUAUCUUUUUAUAUUUAUAGUAUAACCUGUUUAUUGUCAAAUGUGAUUGUCUGGAAUGUUUGUGAAAUGGAAAAAUUGUAAGGAACGCUUUUAUGCCUUCUUCGUAAACAAAGUUUAUUAUAUUCUA
This is a messenger RNA of Carassius gibelio (silver crucian carp), 19402 nucleotides long. Its product is annotated as versican core protein-like. Lineage: Eukaryota; Metazoa; Chordata; Actinopteri; Cypriniformes; Cyprinidae. The transcript is spliced from 16 exons. The coding region runs from base 1 to 18021 and encodes 6006 amino acids. Gene Ontology annotation, biological process: cell adhesion. Gene Ontology annotation, molecular function: calcium ion binding; hyaluronic acid binding. The record is from RefSeq and is a predicted model, not a curated record.